Messenger RNA from Belonocnema kinseyi, 5468 nucleotides. RefSeq lists its product as uncharacterized. The coding region runs from base 348 to 4913 and encodes 1521 amino acids. Lineage: Eukaryota; Metazoa; Arthropoda; Insecta; Hymenoptera; Cynipidae. The record is from RefSeq and is a predicted model, not a curated record. Gene Ontology annotation, molecular function: acyltransferase activity, transferring groups other than amino-acyl groups. The transcript is spliced from 13 exons.
AAAUUUCCCCUGGGCUAGUUUGGGAGCCUGCCAUAUGCUCUAAUUUUACGUACCAUAGCCAGGAAGGCAGAAACAUCCGGUUGUUAGUCUGGCGAGGCUAAUCGAGCCCCUGUGUAUCUUUGAUAAAUGUCCAAAAUUCUGAGUCCCGUAAUAUUUAUUAUUGCUAGUCUGUUCAAGUUUUUUUGAGCUAUUUAAGAAAAUGCGUUUUUAAUUUAAAGUGAAACUUUUCUCUAUUUUUAUUAUAAAAUUUUUACAGAAAUGUGGAUUAAAUUAAAAAAAGAAAGCUGCAGUUAAUACUUGUGAUCUGCUGAUAGGUGUUGUGGUGUUUUAAUGUAAACGUUUGUGAAAUGGCUCUGCCCGCUCUGGAGAAGUAUGCUCUAUUCUUGGUUAUACUUUUGCUGAUUUACACCGGAUAUGCUUUUAGGAUUCGAGAUGGAGGCCUGCUGGUUUCGUCGGAGCAGCCUCAUGGAACCUGCAACUCAGUGAGAGGUAAAUGCUUAGAUAAGAUUGUCGGUGAUCUGAUUCUACCUUCUAAAAAGUACCAAAGCUUGAGUUCAAUAGAAAAACUUGACAAGGUUCAGUUACUACACAUAGAAAAUAAUGAGAAGUGGAUGUUUGGGAGGACGAAAAAACUUUCUUCAGUAAAAGUCGAACAUGGACUACGAAAGUUGAAGGUUUCGAAAUUCGAAACGAGUAUCAGUAAAGGAAAGGAUGAGGAUAAAGAAGCAUUUCCUGAUUCAUUAGGAAAAGGUUCAGAGGACGAAGAAAAUAAUACGGAGGAUAUUGAAGCUGAAUCCGACAAAAGCGCAAUGGAUGAUAUGAAUAAUAAUGGCGAUGGUGAAGUCGAAGGUGAAGAACGUAAAAAUAAUAAGAGUGAAGAGGGUGAAGAGAAAGAUGAGAAAGGGGCCGACAAAGUAGAAUUUGUUAAAGAAGAUGACGAUGACCAAAAAAAGGCAGGCGAAGGUAUUCCAGAAAAGGAAGUAAUCGAUUAUGAUAUCGGCAGUAAUGCUAAUCAAGAUGAAGGUAGAAAAAAUGUUUCCGAGGAGACCUUUCGAGAGAAAACGCAUAAACAUGUUUUCAAACUGAAAGAAACUCGUCUUUUAAAGAAGAUGUUAGAGAGUAAAAACCUAAAUACUGAUCAUUUUCCUUCUACUGUGAGUCCUCAUGUGCAGCCUGAAAUUCUUGCUGAUAAACCCACUGUUGUUCAUAUUUUGAAUAAUGACUCAAAAGAAUCGAUCAUUUCAAAAUACACACAGAAAUCCGAAGUAGAAACAGCAGAUGCUAAGCUGACAGCGAAGGUUGAUAAAAAAACCAACGCAACUGAAAAAGAUGUUGCAUUAAAAUCUGCACCACAAUCUCCAUCAACGCUGAAGAAAAAAUUGAUGCCAUCUGAGAAUUCCAAACACUUAGCGGAUACAAAAAAACCUACAAAAACAGAAAGAAAGGAUACGAAGUCAAAAAAAUCUAAGAAUCAGAGGGAGACUUCAUUGACACUAGCUGAGUUAAACGAUGUAUUACUUCACGUGCCAUCUUUUGUACCAAAUUUUACAGCGGUAAAUGAUCCAAUUUGUCAACAACACGGAAAAAUAUUUCUACGGCAGUUACGUGGCUUCAAAUUGUGGGCUUUACAAAUGCUAGAUUCGAGUGGGAAAAUCCCUUCUAGUCUGUUGCGCGGAAACGUCAACCAGUUGGGUGAUUUUGAUCAAUGCCUUGGCAUUAGCACACGCGUGAAGGUCGAUAAAAUAACCGUGAAGGUCCAAGGCAAGUACUGCCUUGCCACAGUAGACCUACAUGCUGCUCAUUCUGAUAUGAAACUUCCAGUAAAUUUGAUGGAGAGUAGAAGAUUUAUUAGAGGAACUAUGCGAGACCCAGGACAUUUUAUCCCGAGAUUCACAACCUUAAACUGGGCGUUAUGUCUGCCUGCGGCUUGUUCGGCAGCAGAUGCUCGCAGAUCCAUAGAGAAUUCUCUGCUUCCUUAUAAUGUGACCUCAGGAAUUGAAUUCUCGAUUAAUGUAGAUCCUGAAAUGUGUUACGUCAGGCAAAGGCCUCAAACUUAUACAAAGGAGACGAUUGGCGUUCUGUAUUUGUAUGUCACUAUACUCUGCCUCGUAAUGAUUGCUACGGUGCGGGAUUGCAUAUCAUCUGUUCAGGACAAAGGAAACUAUUCUGAAAGGAUAAUUAUGUCGUUCUCUCUUAAAAGAACAAUGAAAUCUCUUUUCUGGAAGUACAGCUGCGGUAGCGGAGAAAUCACCUGCAUUCAUGGGAUUAGGUCUCUGGCAACGAUAGCUUUGUACAUCGCUCACAAGCUGAUUCCGUUGAGCAGCAUACCGUACUCUAAUCGCAUUGCGCUUACUGAGGUCGCGAAUACUCCAAUCAGUUCUAUCCUGAGAGUCUCCUUGGUUUACACGGAUUCCUUCUUACUUCUUAGCGGAGUGCUGACUGCUUACAAUAUGGCUAAGGAGCGAAAGAUUCACGGAGAGAUUCGCUGGUUUUGUCGAAUCAUUGCUAGAUUUAUCAGAUUGACACCUGCACUGAUUGCUAUUAUUUUCUGGUACGCCUUUGUUAUGGAGCAUAUUGGAACAGGGCCUCAGUGGAACAGUGCUAUCAAAGCAAAUGCUGAUAUUUGCAAGAAAAAUGCUUGGACCAAUCUCCUGUACAUCCAAAACUUCUUCCCUUUCGAAGAGAUGUGUGCCACCCACACCCAUCAACUUGCUUUGGACAUGCAGUUGUCCUUGAUAGUGCCGAUGUUAGUCUUUUUUCUGGAAAUCAAGCCCGUGAUUGGUAUUCUGCUGAUCUUCUUCUUGCUUCAGCUUUCGGCAACACUGCGUUACCUAUCUACGGUAAACAACAACCUCUCGCUCGUCAUAUUCCAUGGGAUGACACUCAAACGUCUUUAUAAGACAGCAAACUUGACUUAUAUUCUACCCCUGCAUAGAGCCACACCAUACUUAUUUGGUGUCGGACUUGGUGUUCUGAUGAAUUACACUGGAAGAAGCAUUAAACUUCACAAGGUUUUUUCGAUUCUUGGAUGGCUGAUUGCAAGUGCCUUAGGAUCCUGGUCAUUAUUUUCGCCCUGGAAGUAUGCAAGAAGGGACUUCACUUAUGAUGUUGAAGAGGCAGCCUACUACGCUGUGAUAAGUCCAGUGUUCUCUGCUUUGGCUCUUAGCUGGGUCAUCUUUGCGUGCUUUACAGAUCACGGAGGUGCUGUCAACAAAAUACUGUCCAACUAUUGGUUGGUAGUUUUCAGUAGAAUAUCAUACGCCAUCUACUUAUCACAAUUCGCAGUUUUUUUCUACAACAUCGGCACAACGCGUUACUCUUCUGAAUUUCAAGUACAUACAGCUAUCGACCCGUUUGAGGCGAUGGUUGUGGUAGCAGUAUCUACUGUUUUGACACUUCUUUUUGACAUUCCUUUGCAAGAAGUGAAAAACAUCAUAAUGGAAUGCACAGGGGGAUUGAGAACUGCAGAAAUGCUUGAACAGGCGUCAAAAGAAGAACACGAAAGAAAGAUGAAAGAUCUCGCAUCGAACGAUGAACGCAGAGUUAGGGUUAUAGAUGUGCAAAGCUGUGAUGAACACGAGGAAGAACCUAAUCGCAGGAAUUGGCGAAAGGGUACCUUCAGAGAACUAACAACACAUCAGAAAGAUGAGAAUAUAGAACAAUACUCAGUUAUACCCCCUCGGCCAAGGAGGCAGGUUGCAAGAAGACAGUCUUUAAUAAAAAUGGAUCAAAUUAAUAGAUUCGGAAUUCCGCGCAAUCUAGCAGACGGAGAUGAGGCAGACAGAAGAAGUAGGAGUAGUUUUGGAACUUUAAUUAAAGAUUUAAAAACGGCGGAUGAUAAUUUGUCAUCCGACAUGCGUUCUCAGGCUAGUAAUAAUAUUGGCCUAAAAGAUAAUGACGAUUUUACUCCAGGGAUGAUCAGAAGGGAAAGAUUUUCGCCCAAACGAACUUCGCAAAGAGAAGGAGUUCCCUCCUGGGAACUGGUCGGAAAAAACCGGGCAGAAGCCUGGCGAAAUUCUAGAUCAUCCAGAUCAUUAUUAAAAUAUGCGGAGGCUAGACUACUUUCUUCCGAAAGUGAAGAGGAUGAUCAUCCUAAAUUGAGAAGAAGAGUACAAGAAUCAAGGCUAAGUGGCGAGGAAAAGUUGAUCUAUAACGAAGAAGAGUUUCGUGACGAUGACCAGGACUUUCCAAGGCGACGCUCAUCUGCAGAAGGCAAAAUGGCACUUCUUAGAGACCCAGUGGGCCAAGAAAUGACCUUAUGGACUGUCUCAAAAGUGUCUCAAUUAGAGUCCUCUCAAGAAACUAGUGAUAUGGAAGACAAUGAAAUAAAUAUAAGGAAAGGAAAAGUUAAGAAAAGUUCCUUUAGUGAAACUCCUAGUGAAGAAGAAAAUAAUUGGGAGCUUUCAAAGAAAAGGUCCCUCACAACUGGAAGUCAGUUUACUUCCGUUGAGAAUGACGGAAGUGUUUCCACGUUCGACUUUGUUCUAUGGAAAGAUAGUGAGAGGAUACCAAUUCAGGAACUUAGCAAAUUGCCUCAGGAGGAGGAUGAACUUGAAUGUGGGUGGAACCUGAUAAGAACUCCGGAUAUGGAAAUAACCAAAAGCUCUUCUGGUCUCUUUAAGCGUCAGUCAAUUAUCAAGAGUCAAGCUAGCGAAGAAGAUCCAGGAUAUCUACUACCUGAGAGACCUAAGCUUGUUCAGCAAGAACAAGAACAUCCCUUCAAAAAGGCUUGGCAGGAACAAAAAUCUAGAUCAGAGGAGGAUUCCUAUACGGUGAAGGAGGCAAAGGAGAAUAAAGAGAAAAUGGAAUUUAGAGAAUCAAAAGAUAAAGAUACCAAAGAGGUCAAGCAACAUUCCGACAAUGUGGUUAAAAUAGAACAAUCUAGGCAAAUUGGUCCCCUUUUAGACGAAUAAUUUACUGUUAAUUGUAAAUCAGAGUCAGACAGAAGCCAAAUUCACAAUUAUCGCAGUCAUUCUGAAAAGAAUGAGUAUGAACGGCCAAACGAAGAGGAGCAAUUUGUGAAUUACAAAAUAAGGAGAAGAAAGUCAGUAGACGUUAACAGGAGUUGGGAACACGGGGAAACAUGAUAAGGAUGCACGACUAAAGAAAUUUUAUUUCGAAAUUAAGAGAAGUCUGUCAAAUUCAAAAGUACGAAUAAUACUUAAGCGCUUUCUAAAUAUGAAAAAAUGGAAAUGUUACUGAUCUAUUAAGAAACGGUUGACCAUAUCAGGAUAAUCUUUUCAGGUUCAGCGUAAAUAAUAGGAGGAAGAGGAUUCGGCCGGUAACAUUGUCUAUUCACAAAAAUAAUUUAUCUAUAUAUAAAUCAUGUUUCUGUCGUAGAAGUAUCUUUACACCCGGAUGUGUGUUCUGAAAAAAUUUCCCAUAUACUGUAUCGUAAAAUGCUGUUUUUUUAGAAGGAUUCGUAAAAUAACAUUAAAUAAAAUUAUGUUAUCGAUUAGAGAAUUAAA